CCUCCCUCCGCCCCUUUGAGGCUCCCUGUGGGGCGAGGCCGCUCAACCGGCUCCCCUCGCCUAGCUGCAGCAAGUCGGGACGGGAGGGGCCUGGGCGGAGCCCCUAACUCUGGCCAAGUGAAGCUCCUGACCACGCCCCCGCAAAUUCUGUUAAGUACUUUCACCCCCUGACCUUUGAGGAUGGAGAAUGCUGGAACUUGAGGAAAUCGUUUUACGUUCCCAGCUACAAAGGAAAAAGAUGGUUACCCACCACCGCGGCAACACCUUUAAGUCUUAUUUCCCCACUUCCUGUCUUCAGAUUCUGAAUUUUCUCCCUUUGUUUCUCUGGUGAGAGUUUGUAAGCACUGACUGCCAUUCUGAAAGAAGGUAUACUGUCCUAAUCCUGCAAGUCUACGUUCCUUCUGUAGGUUUGAGUGAACACCUGUCAGUCAUCUUCGUAAUACCGCGUUGGAUACCUAAAGCUGCGAGGGGAAAAGAGAAAUCAGGAGAACUUUCAGGACGAGACUGUAUCCAACACUUCAGAUAUGGCAGAAACGAAGUCGAUGUUCCGGGAAGUUCUUCCAAAACAAGGGCAGUUGUAUGUAGAAGAUAUAACCACAAUGGUGCUAUGUAAACCCAAACUUUUACCAUUAAAAUCUCUGACUCUGGAAAAACUGGAGAAAAUGCAGCAAGCAGCACAGGAUACAAUUCGCCAACAGGAAAUGACAGAAAAGGAACAGAAAAUAACUCACUGAACAGCGGCAAGUAACUCGCUGAAUGAUAACUAGCACUUCUACGGAACACCCUACACCUUUCUAUUAACAAGGGCUGAAAAUAAUCUGCAUCUAUAUGCUGAAAACAGUAUGUAUUAAUAAAACAGACAGUAUCCCUAUACAAAAACCUGAUUACUAAAAUUUGGAUUGUGAAUUUAAACACUGGUUUGUAUUGAAUAUAAGCAAUUUUAAAACUUUGAACCCAAAUUGUGUUUUAUUUUUAACCCAAGUUUUUUAAACUACAAAUUACUGUUCACCAUUCCUAUCAGUUUUCUAGAUAACAUUCUUAGUUAGGCACAGUGAGUAAAUGCAACUUCUACAGUCAUCCUGUACAUGGUUUUAAAAACUGAACUAAGCUUUUUAAUUAUAUUGACUUUAAGGACUUACCUUGCCACCUUUGUCUUCCAGAUAUCAAAACAUAAUCAAAACCCUAAAAAUGGAAAUUAAUAAGGACUUGAAAGAGCCCAUGAAGUAAAAUGAACAUAAAUUUGGAAGUUUUAUUUCUAAAAGACUGUAGCUAGACCUGUAAUGUGUAUAUUCCUAGGAAAACCUGUAAAUUCUGAAUAUAAUUCUUGGUUGGUUUGCUGCAGUUGGUAAUAGACAGUUUAAAUCACUAUGGACCUUGAAGCCUUGCUGAGUAAUUAGGCUCUGCAAAAGAGGUUAGAAAUGUGAUCUUCCCUUAGAUAACUGUUAUCAGUAACAGUUACCAUACACUGACUAAAUGUGAAACUUUUGAGUCUUUGAAGAAUAAUUUUUAUAAACACAAGCACUACUAGGUAAUAGAACUUAAUGAUGAAAGGUAUAUACGUUUAGAACUUUCAUUAAGUUCUAUCAAAAACAAGGAAGUAUGUAAGUAUUUCCCAAGUAUAAUAUUAAAAUAAUUUAUUUACUACUGUACUCUGGUUUUAAAAGUUUGCCAGGAGCAAAGUUUAACUAGGUUCAAAUAUGCUCUUUUAUAUGAUUUAAAAUUUGCUGUGGGAAAUAAGAUUUUUUAAAGAUCUUAAAUAAAUGCACUCCAAAUAAAGAAUCAACACUGCUUCACAUGUUUUAUUUUGUCAUACAUUCUUCUAGAACUGGGUUCAUUUUUCCAGUUUUGUAGAAAAAUAGAUGUUCCAGCCACCAUUUACUUAAUGUCUUUAAGACCAAGCAAUAUGUUCCCUGGAAAGAUGAAUAAGUCUCACAACUAGCUCAUUUUUAAAAAAUUCUUUAAAACAAAGAAAUAACUUUUUUAACUCCCAAAGCACAGUAUUUCAACAGCAGCAGCCAACAUGGGGUUUUAGCAGCUUAACUUGACCCCCUAAAUAAAGCUUUGUAUAAACCAGUGAUUUUACUACAAAAACACUGUCCUUGAAAGAAAGGAGUGGCAGUCAGACAUCAAUGCAAAACUUGGAAUGAUUAGGUCAUAAACAUGGCACUUACAAAAGGUAGCUUAUGAGAAUAUCCCACUUAAGAAGUGGUUACUUUUCUGUCCCUCCUUUACACCCUCAAAUUAAAAAAAAAAGAAAAGAAAAAAA
Capra hircus (goat) is the source of this 2266-nucleotide messenger RNA. It is a transcript of the gene BBIP1, whose product is annotated as BBSome interacting protein 1. Lineage: Eukaryota; Metazoa; Chordata; Mammalia; Artiodactyla; Bovidae. The transcript has 4 exons. Gene Ontology annotation, cellular component: BBSome. The record is from RefSeq and is a predicted model, not a curated record. Gene Ontology annotation, biological process: receptor localization to non-motile cilium; cilium assembly. Bases 525 to 734 code for a protein of 69 amino acids.